AUGACUUCUUUAUUGCAACAUAAGGAUUCUGAAGUAUUUUCUAUUGCUGGUCAAGGAUUGAAGUUGACGUCAAAGGAGGAGAUUCAAUCUCAUUUGGAUAAUUUGGCUAAAUAUGGAUCGGUAACUAAGAUAGAUCUAUCUGGUAAUACGAUUGGUAUUGAUGCUUCGGCUGCGUUAGCUACUCAUCUUGAGUCUAGUGAUGUUCUCAGAGAUAGUGUUACUGAGGUCAACUUUGCGGAUUUGUAUACUUCGCGGUUAGUGGAUGAAGUUGUUGAAUCAUUGAACCUCUUACUACCAGUUCUGUUGAAAUAUCCUAAAUUGGAAGCAAUCAAUUUAUCUGAUAAUGCAUUUGGGUUGCGUACUAUCGAUAUUUUGGAGAAGUACAUUUCUAACGCUGUGAACUUGAGACAUUUGAUUUUGGCUAACAAUGGUAUGGGGCCGUUUGCUGGUGAAAGGAUUGGGAAAGCGCUGUACGCUCUUGCUAAGCGGAAAGAAGAGGCCAAUAAGCCUAUGUUGGAGACUUUCGUCUGUGGAAGAAACCGGUUGGAAAAUGGCUCGACGAAAUGGUUGGCGGUUGGGUUGAAACAACACGGUGACGGGUUGAAGACUGUUAGAUUGUACCAGAAUGGAAUUAGGCCAAGCGGUAUUGCAACUUUGUUGAUGCAUGGGUUGCAACAUAACAAGAAGCUUGAGGUCUUAGAUCUUCAAGAUAACACCUUUACGACCGGUGGUUCCAAUGUUCUUGCAGCGGUGUUGCCCCAAUGGAAAGAUACGUUGAAGGAGCUAAAUGUCAACGACUGUUUGCUAAAGGCUGAUGGCUCUGACGCUGUUGUAAAGGCAAUGUUAGAUAAUAAAUUUGGAUUGCUAGAAGUCUUGAAGUUGCAGUACAACGAGAUGGUCCAAAAGACCUUGGAGUGCGCGUUAAUUCCUUCUCUAGAGAAGGGCAAUUUGGCUGCUUUGAAGACUCUUGAACUAAAUGGUAAUCGUUUGGAGGAAGACUCUGAAGCAUUAGAUACUUUGCAAGCUAUUUUUAAAGGAGAGCUAGACGAAUUGGAUGACCUGGAAGAAGUAGAUUCCGAAGAAGAGGAAGAAGCUGAUUCAAAUGAAGAGGAAGAACUAGAGGAGUUUGAUGUCAACGCUUUGGAGAAGGAACUGGACGAAUUACACAUCAGUAGUCUAGCCGAUAAAUUAUCUAACACAAAUAUUUGA
Molecule: messenger RNA, 1209 nt
Organism: Eremothecium sinecaudum
Lineage: Eukaryota; Fungi; Ascomycota; Saccharomycetes; Saccharomycetales; Saccharomycetaceae
Gene: RNA1
Product: GTPase-activating protein RNA1
Exons: 1
Coding region: 1-1209 (402 amino acids)
Biological process (GO): nucleocytoplasmic transport; activation of GTPase activity
Cellular component (GO): nucleus; perinuclear region of cytoplasm; cytosol
Molecular function (GO): GTPase activator activity; small GTPase binding
Source: RefSeq, a predicted model, not a curated record